Molecule: messenger RNA, 3723 nt
Organism: Symbiodinium sp. CCMP2592
Lineage: Eukaryota; Dinophyceae; Suessiales; Symbiodiniaceae
Source: the annotation of a GenBank genome assembly
AUGGCGAUGCCUGCACCAGAUGGAGUUGCAGGAGGAUCCCUUCAGGCCCUGAUAGGGAACCUGUCGGCAGCAGCGCAAGCUUUGGCAAGUGCUGCAGGUACAGGAAGUACCAGAAGUUACGACUCUGCAGCUAAGCUGGUGAAGAGUCCGGAUGUGUUCGCUCCAAAGAAUUUGGAGGAGGAAGUUUCACAGUGGCCAGAUUGGAGUUUCAGUUUCAAAGUGUUUGUGGGCUUCAUUGAUCCCACUUAUGCAGAAGAGUUGAAGAAAGUGGAGCUGGCACCACCAAAUCCAGCAGAUUAUACAGUUGGUGAAAGAGAGCGAAGUACAAAGCUGUAUGCGAUUUUGGCCUCGCAGAUCACAGCUGAAGCAGCGCGCCAAGCAAGAAGAGUAGAGAUGACACAAGAGUGGAACGAUGAGGAUGAAGAGCUCAACUUUGUGAGAUUGUGUCAGGAGUUUGAAGGUUUGGUUCAAGGAGAGCUGAGAAGAGUUGAGGAGUUUGAUAUCUCUUCGAGCGAUGAAGUGGAAGAGAUCGAGGAAGAACCGACUGAUGGUUUGAUGGAGUGGUACCAAGGAUGGUGGUUCUUGGAAACAGAAGUUGAAAGAAGUGUGAGAAUGGUUUCUGAAGGAGAUGAUGUGAGAAGAGCAGCAAGAGAAGUGGAUGCAUGUGAGGUAGUGCUCGACAGUGGAGCUGACUGCCAUGUGUUGCCUAUGGAUUGGGCAGAAGAAGUCGGAGAAACUUCGAACUUUGAGUACCAUCUGAAAGAUGCGCAAGGGAAAGUGAUCCCAACGUUGCCUGUGAGGCAGAAUGUGACGUUUGUUUUCACGAAGGAGUCUGGAAAGAAGUUGAAGAUCACUGACAGUGCUGUUUGCGGCAAUGUCACCCAACCUUUGUUUGCGGUAGGAAAGAUGUGGAAGCUAGGUUGGGGUACGGUGAAUGAAGAUGGAAGAUUGUGGUUGAAGAAAGGAAGUGUUCGGAUACCGAUAUACUUCAAAAGGCUGGAGCGAGAACUGAAGAAUGAGUUGAAGAGCAAAGAAGAUGAAGAUGGUUGGUUUGUGCUAAAUGACGGCACGCCUGCAAGGUUUGAUUGGUUUAUGGGGAAGACGUUUGACCCAACGGGAAAGAUGAAAAGAAGUGGAGAAAGAGUGUUGAACGAAGUGGAUUGGAAGAGUAUGGAUUUCUUUGAGUGUACGGAGAUCUGGAAGGAUCGCGAAAGAGUGCAACUUGGGGCGAGUCCUCAAGCAAGGUUUGAGGUGAUGGUCACCUUGUUGGAAAAGGGAUUGAAGGAACCGAGUGACUAUGGGUUGCUCACGAACUUGGAAGAGCUUGAAAGAGAACUGGCACAAGAAGGAGUGCCAAUGGAGGUCACAGGUACCUCCUCAAGUUCGAGAGACAAAAAGAAAAGUGAGAAAGAGGCAUAUCAGCCGGAGCUUUUGCAACUUUCGGUUGGAGCUCCAUGGGAUCAUCAGUUGAAGGCUUUGAGGUUUAAGAAGAAGAGAAUUGUGCCUAUUGAUGAUGGGCCAGGACUGCCAAGAUUGGCGGUGGAAGCUGACAAAAGAGCAGAAGAAGAAAAGAGAAGCGAGCCUUCGCCGCCGAGCGACCGCCAAGGAAGCUCAAGUUCUUCUAGCAAGAGUUCGUCGCUAUCUGGAGCAACGCCAGAAGCAAUGGACGACGAGAGCGAUGACGAUGACGAUGAUCCAGGAGAGGUGAGAACAAAGAGAAAAGCAGAAGAUGAAUUGGUGCCCGAUGAAAUGACGUUGGAAGAGUUUCAAAGAGAAGUUGCAAAGAGGAAUGCAGAAGAAGAAGGAGAAGGGUCACCAAAGAAAGAACCAAGAGUAGACGAAGGAACUGGAGAGGUAGAAGAAAGAGUUGAAAAGGUGCCGAGACUUGGAGACGAAGCACGAGGAAGCGCGGCACGAGUGGAAUACCAUAUUCGGAGAUUCGCCAAGAGCGAAGAUCCCGAAGAGCAUGGAGAUGAGUAUGUUGAUCUCGACGAGACACAGUUGUUUCUGGAAGAAAGUCGAGAGUUCCAGAGCAAGUGGAACGAGAAGGUGUGUGAGACAGAAGAGGACCUAACGGUGUGCUCCGGAGAAUCUGCGACCAGCUUCUUUGAGGGAGUGGCAGAGCCUUUCUACUUCCUCUUCAAUCCACGAUCUCCCGAGCUGGCUGUUUUGUCACCAGUUCCUGUGUCUGGCGCGCCCGCAGCUCAGGGAACUGGAGAAGGCGAUAAUGACAUUGCUCAACCCGAGCAAGAGCUUACACCUCAAGUGAGCAUUCAGACGGAAGCUCCAGUUUCCCUUGAUGCGCCAGAAGUCGAGCGCGACGCCGCCGCUCCUUCUGAUCCCGUGCAGCCGACCGUAGAGUAUAGUGAUCCUGGACAGUUCGAUGCGGCAAGCAUCCCUGUGCCCGACAGUGAGGAGGGUCUUUACACUGAGACAGCUCUGUUAGCUAGUCACCAGUUGGGUAUUCAGGACUCUCAGGGAGAGGAAAUCUUGGAUUUCACAACGCUCCAGACUAGCGAAGACUUUCAUGGCCCCCCGCUUGCCGAAGAUAACUUCCCGUAUGUCGAAAAUCCUUUAGAGUGUGCUGAGCAUCAGGAACUAAAGCUGUUUGAGCAGGCAAAGGCCAAAGAGUUGCAAUGCUGGGAACUCCGUCAGCUUCUCCAAAUGAAAGAUGACGAAGUCUGCCAGUUGCUGGGGAAUGCAUACGGGCAUCCUCUUGAGCCGUGUGUUUUCCUUCUGUACACCCAAGGGAAGCUAAAUGGCAUUUUGGGGAUUCAUGUUGAUGACGGGGUUUGCGGACGGGAUGCCGUCUUCCUAGAUAAAACUCAGACUUUGCAGAAAACCUUGCCCUUCGGUAGCCGAAAGUUUCGAGAUUUCGUGUUCACCGGUAUUCGACUUGAGCAAAUGCCUGGUUUCACGAUCCGUGCCUCUCAGGGCGAGUACAUCCGCCAAGUGUUGCCCAUUGAUGUAGGCCGUAAUCGUAGGCAAAACCCAGAAUCCCCGGCCACCGAAGAGGAGCGCUCCAAGUUGCGUGGUUUGGUUGGAAGCGUUCAAUACGCUGUCACCCAUACGAGGCCAGACAUAGCCGCUAAGCUAGGGGAAAUCCAAAGCCAGAUCACAACAGCAACUGUGCAGACGCUGCUGACUGCAAACCGCGUUUUACGGGAGGCCCAAGAGUUCGAUCAGGCCGUUGAUCUUUUGGGAUGGCUCCGUGCAUUGUGGGGGGUAGUCCACGUACCUCAUUUCGAUUGGCGCCAGCCUGAAAAGAGCUAUAAGCUGCUGAAUACUGCCCUCGUAGUGACGGACUGCAAAUCCCUCUUUGAUCUCGUGACCAGAUUGGCCAUGCCAACAUGUGAGGAACACCGGACAACGUUGGAAGUGCUUUUGAUCAAGCAGCGUUGCGCAGAGAACGCUCAGUUCCGGUGGAUUCCCACCACGUUGCAGGUAGCUGAUAGCUUGACUAAGAAUAUGGAUCCAUCCCUGCUUCGGACGGUUCUUGCGCAAGGUCGUUUUCGCUUGUUCGAUACCUCAGAAUCCCUAGCAAGAGACGCACAACGCCGGAAAGCCAUCGAGUGGCUCCAACAGCCUUCAGAUCGAGUCCACUUUCGAGACUCCUCUCAGCUGAACAUCUUUGGGCGCAGUACCGAGUCGCUUACCGAGCGAGUGGCCAUGUUCGUGCACCGCCUAUCCUUUCAGGCCCAAGGGUCGAAGGUGGGCGGGUAG